AUGUCCACCACCGUCUGGCUCAUCACCGGGGCCAACCGCGGCCUCGGCCUCGAGCUCACCAUCCAGCUCCUCGCAACCAACCCCGCCAACGAGAUCAUCGCCACCUGCCGCAACCCCGCAGAUGCCGACGAGCUGCACCGUCUCCAGAAGCUUGCCAACGAGCGCAUCCACAUCGUCCCCCUCGACGUCAGCAGCGAGCAGUCCAUGCGCGGCUCUGUCCAGUACGUGAGCGACGUCCUCGGCGAGCGCGGCAUCGACUAUCUCUACAACAACGCUGCCAUCAACCCCGCAUUCGACUCGCCCUUCGACUUUGACUACGCCCAGCUCCUCGACGUCCUCCAGACCAACCUCGGCGCACCCGCCCUCCUCGCCGAGCUCUACUACCCCUUCCUCCUCCGCGGCACCAAGAAGACCAUCGUGAACGUCACCACCGGCCUCGCCUCCAUCGGCCUCGACUGCGGCGACAAGUGCACCAGCUACUCCAUCAGCAAGUGCGCGCUGAACAUGCUCACGUACAAACAAGCAAAGACCCGCCCCGACUUCACCUGCAUCUGCAUGGACCCCGGCUGGGUCAAGACCGCCCUCGGCGGCGAGGGCGCCGUCCUCGAGACCACAGAGAGCGCCGCAGGCAUCCUCCGCGUCAUCGCCCGCCUCACCCCCGCCGACUCGGGCAAGUUCUGGCGCUACAACGGCACCCACCAUCCGUGGUAG
Messenger RNA from Rhodofomes roseus, 711 nucleotides. Its product is annotated as C-factor. The record is from RefSeq and is a predicted model, not a curated record. The transcript is spliced from 3 exons. The coding region runs from base 1 to 711 and encodes 236 amino acids. Lineage: Eukaryota; Fungi; Basidiomycota; Agaricomycetes; Polyporales; Fomitopsidaceae.